AAAAAGUAGAAGACAAAAGAACAUCUCCAUGUGCUCAAAACAUCAUGUGCUGCAAGAGAGAGAAAGAAGAAAACAUGCUGGUUGCCCUAGUUUGCUACACCUCAUUAAUGCUUGCUGCCACUCUUGCAAGUUCAGAAGUGGGCCUACUUGCCGUCCCAGGUCAGAAUGUGUCCAUCUCUUGCUCAUGUCCUAAUGGGAAAUGCCCCAACCAGAUUAUACGCUGGAUUAGAAUGUAUUCCAAUGGGUCAGUGGAGUUCAGUGAGACUUUCUGCAAACAGCAACGCUGCCUGCUCCAAAGCAACAAUGCUACAGGCACAGCUUAUUUGACUCUACUACGAGUGGUGACGGUAGACUCGGCUCUGUACUACUGCGGAGAGAAGCUGUGGACCCAUCUUGACUUCAGUGGCAAAGGCACAUUCUUAGUAGUGUUGGAGGAGGAUGUGGUGGGGGAGAGCAGAACUGAGGUGACCCUUCUAACCGAACAGAGUUCGUCAGGCCACGCUGACCUGCGCUGCAGAGUAUCAGGCCUAAGGGUUCCGUGGGCGGACGUAGUUUGGCGAUCAACACGAGGAACCCCAAGAACCCUAAAGAACAUCACAUGGGUCUCUCAGCAGAAUGAUGGAGGCUUCAGCGUGUGGAGUCAGAUCCACCUCCCAGAGACUCCAGGCAGAGCUGUCUUCUCUGAUGCCCAGUACUACGAUAAGGUCCAUGAGGCCGAUGAGCUGUUUGGUACACCUGAUCAUGGCCCCUUGCCUCAGGAGGAGGAGGAGGAGGAGGAGAACAGAGAGUGGUGGUGUGAGGUACAAUUUGGCCCCAAACUCACGCUCAGGAGUGAGAGCUUCGUUUUCAAGCAGAGGAAGGAUGAACCAGACUGGUGCCCUGUUGUGCUGUACUCAUCUCUGGCCAUCUGUGUGCUGUGUGUGCUGGUGCUCCUCAUCCGCUCCUACAGCUGUCUGCACCAGCAGUGCUCAGCAGGUCCAACACCCACACCUGACCAGUUCACUUCAGAAGAGGCUGAGGUGACAUACACACAUCUGAGGUUUGAGAUCUCAUCUGGUCCUGGGAGUCAACAGAGCAGAGGCACUAAGGCCUGCCUAGACAGAGCGUUGUCUACUUCGGUCAUAUACACAGCUGUAGACCCACAAUAAGCCUCGUGGCUGGUGUGUGUGUGUGUGUGUGUGAGUGCAUGCAGUAUGUAUCAUUAUUUGCCUACACAAUGUUUGUAAGGGAUUCUGUGAUGUUUACUAUUUGACGCUAUGAUGACUGUGGUGGUGACAGGAUUAUUGAAUAUGAAUUGCACACCAUUGCAUGUUUCAUAAUCAAAUCAGUCAUGGAUCCAUUCCUUAUCAUAAUUAAAUGAAAAGGAAUUUAAACAAAGAACAACUGAAGAUUUGACAUUUGUAUUUUCUUUUUUUUUUUUUAAUUCUCAGCCAUUCAUGUCAUUCAUGUUGUCAUGAGCUUUCGCAGAAUGUAAUAAGUACAUUAUGACACAUGUCAUUUUGUGCCUAAUACUUCACCACUGUAAUAUUUGAAGUGUGUAAAUGUGAGCAUUCAUUUAGAGCUGGAUCCCUGAGCAUUUGAAAACAUCUCUGAUUUCCAGCCCGUAGUUUUGGGACCCUGUGUGAAACACCUCCCCCUGGUGCUGUUCAACCCCCUGACUGGUUCAACAGUGUUCGGCACUUACAGGCUCCUCCCCUUCCUAUCACUGCACAGGAAGCCAGAGUUGAGAGUAGAGGGGUUCAUGUGUGUAACAGUGCGUGCCUGUGCUUUGUGUCUAUGUAGUUUAUAGACCCUUUCAACAAUAAAAACAAAAACAAUG
Molecule: messenger RNA, 1819 nt
Organism: Alosa sapidissima (American shad)
Lineage: Eukaryota; Metazoa; Chordata; Actinopteri; Clupeiformes; Clupeidae
Exons: 8
Coding region: 45-1148 (367 amino acids)
Source: RefSeq, a predicted model, not a curated record